Rotaria sp. Silwood2 is the source of this 252-nucleotide messenger RNA. NCBI's taxonomy places the organism in Eukaryota, Metazoa, Rotifera, Eurotatoria, Philodinida, Philodinidae. The record is from the annotation of a GenBank genome assembly.
AUGUCUGACGACGAACGAAAAAGUUGGCCUCAAUAUGUUGGUCAAGAUGCUAGUGAAGUUGAACAGAAAAUAAAAGAAGAAGGUAUCUUAUUUGAUUAUCAAAGUCUUAAUAUAAACAUUGUCUAUUCUUUAGGGUAUGAACCUGAAAUAUUACCACAAGGUUCACCAACUACACGUGAUUAUCGUCUCGACCGUGUUCGUUUAUUUGUUGAUGACAACAAUAAAAUUGUUCAAACACCCACCAAUGGUUAA